This is a messenger RNA of Hippocampus zosterae (dwarf seahorse), 1300 nucleotides long. RefSeq names its product Mediator of RNA polymerase II transcription subunit 30-like. Gene Ontology annotation, molecular function: transcription coregulator activity. The coding region runs from base 197 to 769 and encodes 190 amino acids. NCBI's taxonomy places the organism in Eukaryota, Metazoa, Chordata, Actinopteri, Syngnathiformes, Syngnathidae. Gene Ontology annotation, biological process: positive regulation of DNA-templated transcription. Gene Ontology annotation, cellular component: mediator complex. The transcript has 6 exons. The record is from RefSeq and is a predicted model, not a curated record.
UUCCGAAGGUGACCUUUGGGUGGCAGUAGUGCGCUUUUGCCUCAUAUACUGUGCUUGAAACAUCCCAGAAGUAGAAUAUGAAUGGGUUCCGUCCAUAAAGACUUUUUUUUUGUUUUUGUCCAGCCAAAGAUAAAUACGUCAUUAACCCAAAGAAAAUUUGGAAAUACUACAGCCAGAGGACAUCGUAAGUCACGUGAUGGCGGCAUCAAUGCCACAGAAGACGGGCAUGACAGGGAUGCCCACUCAGCAACAGCCCCCUCACAUGCCCCCCAGUGGCUCCCUGGCCGCAGGUCAACAGGCAAUGCCACCCCAGGGUGCCCUCCGAGAGAUCUCCCCUGUGUUCCUCUGUCGGAUUGGACAAGAAACCGUCCAGGACAUUGUCACUCGCACCAUGGAGAUCUUCCAAAUCACACGAGCAACGCAACUUCCCAAUGGUGUGACUCAGAGCCAGGCAAUGUAUCAGGACCGCUUCGGAAAACUCCAGGAACACUUGAGGCAGCUCGCCCUGCUCUUCCGUAAACUUCGCCUGCUGUACGAACGCUGCGUGGAGAUGACCGCUGACCUGCAGGAGGGGCCGGCAGAGCUCGUGCCCUAUGUUGGAGAAGAGCUGGUCAACGUCAGAGUGGAGCCUUGUAGUCCUUCAGUCCACCAGGAGCGAAAAGAAGUCCUUGAGAGAGUACGUCAAAAGAACCAUGAGAUGAAGGUUCUUAUGGAUCAGAUGAGGAACUUGCUGUGGGACGUCAAUGCCAUGUUGACACUGAGGAAGUGAUCAAUCCCGAUGGACGGACCGGGAGAGUAUUUGCAGGAGAGCACGUCACAAGAACCACGAGAUGAAGCUUCUUAUGGAUCAGAUGAGGAACUAGCUGUGGGACGUCAAUGCCAUGUUGACACUGAGGAAGCGAUCAAUCCCGAUGGACAGACUGGGAGAGUAUUUGCAGGGUGAUCAGUUUUGCAAAGUCAUUGAUCUUUACCUCUCAAAGCCACAAGAUGGCAGCAAAGGUUUUUUUUUUAGGGUGAGGGUGGGGGGGGAUGACGAGUGACUCUCGAUUCACUUCAAUGGAGUUCCUUGAGGCAGCCUGUUUGUCGACUGGUUACCGUGCUGGCUGCAGAGGUGCAGGGUUCAAUUCCGGUACAUUACAUCUCAGGUGUGUAUGUGCAUGCGUUACAUGUGUCUUCCUCAAAGUGUGCCCUUGUUGUUCAGGUUUGCUUGCCUGUGAAUGUAAUUUUGUCAACUGGGCCAUAUGUGUUUUGUACCAAGUCAAAAUGUUUUUUCUCAUUAAAACUACGGGGAAAAAAAGAA